CGGACGAAGACCGAUGAUAUAAUAGACGACGACAUCGACAUACAUAACCAGCACAGACAGACAGCUGUACAGCUUGCAGGACCUCACACGCAAUGGCUUCUGCACGGCCUGCCGCCCGCCUCGCAGGCGACCUUCUCCGACUUGCACCUCGCCGACCUACACCACUAGUACCUACACCACCAACGACAACCGUCUCGAACUCAUGUCGCUCCUUUACGAUACGCACCCGCUUUCUUCACGACCGUGCCUUUUCUGUUCCUACUACGCCGAACCCCAAAAAACUGCCGAAACAUGAUGCUCCUCGAGGUCCAAAGGAUCGACAAACCCGAACCCCUCCCCGACAAGCGCGCGCCGCGCCCACAAGUCUGGCCGUAGGCGCUGGCGUUGCUGUCUUGGCUUCCUACCUCUACAACCGUGAUCGCGAACAUGACAACAAGAGCAAGACAAAAGUUAAGCUCAAUAGCAACCAGACCGGUCGAGACAAGGAUCCAGAUAAAGAACCACUACCACCGCCCUCUCCAGAGGAAGAAAGUUCCCAACGACCCAACGAAAUCACCGACGACCUCCGUGAACCCCUCUCUCGCCCCCGCUACCGCCUCUCCGAAAUCCGAUCCCAGCACUCCUCUACCUCCAACACUCCCUGGGUCACCUACGCCGACAAAGUCUACGACAUCACAUCCUGGGUCGGCGCGCACCCAGGCGGGGACGUGAUUCUGCGGGCGGCCGGUGGUCCAAUCGAGCCGUACUGGGACAUCUUCACGAUCCACAAGACCUCGCCCUACGUCCGCGACAUUCUGGAACAAUACUGCAUUGGGUAUAUCCACGUGGAUGAUCUAGACCCCGUGACAAAAAGGCCAAAGAUGGACAAAAUAGAAGACCCGUUCGAAAAAGAUCCCGAGAGGGAUGAGCGGCUGGUGACGCAUACGGCGAAGCCGAGGAACGCCGAGACUCCGUCCGACUUGGUGGGAGCAGACUUCAAGACGGAUGAAAACGUGUUCUACGUGCGGCAUCACAUGUGGGUGCCUGUUGUGGAUGAUGCCCCAGAAGAGAAGCAUGUCCUCAGCGUGGAGUUGCCGGACGGAGAGACACGGGGCUACACCCUCAAGGAGUUGAAGGAGAGGUUUCGGAGACACAAAGUCACAGCGACGCUGCAGUGCUCGGGCAACAGACGGAACGAUAUGACGCGCCACGCGGGCAAGACGAACGGGCUACAAUGGGGCGUGGGCGCUAUCAGUAAUGCGGAGUGGGAAGGCGUCUUGUUGAGGGAUGUGUUGAAGGAUGCAGGGUUGAAGGUCGCCGAUCCAUCUACUGCUACUGCCGUUCCUGUCCAGCCAUCUUCCUCCCCAUCGUCCAACUCUGACGGCGGCGACGACAUCCCUUCCCAAAAGGACCUUCAUGUCCAGUUCUCCGCACUCGAAGCUUACGGCGCCUCCAUCCCCUUGUCCAAAGCCCUCGAUCCUACCGGUGAUGUCCUCCUCGCCUUCGACAUGAACGGGCGCGCUCUACCUCGCGAUCACGGAUUUCCUCUGAGGGCCAUUGUUCCCGGUCAUGUGGCUGCUCGCUCGGUCAAAUGGUUAAACAAGAUUGUUGUAAGCGACGAAGAGAGUCCAAGCCAGUGGCAACGAAGAGAUUACAAAAGCUUUGGACCGAAUGAGGGCGCGAACCCGGAUUGGGAGCGGGCGAGGAGUAUACAGGAGAUGCCAGUCACGUCAGCAAUCACGGGGGUUUGGGUAGGGAGUGAUUGUUUGAAGGGCAAGUACCAGAGCGAUGAUAAUAAGCAAAAAGAGACCACCGUCGAUUUGGCCGGGGUGGAUGGGCUGAAGGUUGGGUGCUCCAAGACUGCUACCACCACUACCACCCCAUCCCCAUCUCCCAUUGAAACCAACCCCCAAAUCCCCAUCACCAUGCAAGGCUACGCCUACUCAGGCGGCGGCCGCGCCAUCGCCCGCGUGGACGUCUCCCUCGACAACGGACGGACAUGGGAUCAGGCAGAGCUGAUUGACGAUUGUAACAACCCUGCGACUCCCUGCUACGGCAACAAAACGUGGACGUGGAAGCGGUGGAAGUAUUCCAGCCAUCUACCCCCGGCUUCUUCUUCUUCUAUCGUUCCCAAUCCCAAUACCACCACGACGAACGCCAGCGAGGAGGGUAGUAUUAAGGAUGAUAAAAAUCAAAACUGCACAACCUUGAUAGUCAAAGCUAUCGAUGAAGCCUACAAUACCCAACCCGAGUCUCACGCCGGGAUAUAUAACGUGCGAGGUAAUUUGGCUACGGCAUGGCAUCGCGUGAGGAUUUGUCCGGAGUGUGUUACUUGUUGAGGAGGCAAGGGAGAGGAGGAAGGAGGGACAAGGGAAGGAGAAGGGUGAGCGGUAGGUCAGGGAAGUUUGGGAGGCAAGUGUGUGAUAAU
Neurospora hispaniola is the source of this 2407-nucleotide messenger RNA. RefSeq names its product Oxidoreductase, molybdopterin-binding domain-containing protein. The coding region runs from base 93 to 2318 and encodes 741 amino acids. Gene Ontology annotation, cellular component: mitochondrion. The record is from RefSeq and is a predicted model, not a curated record. The transcript has 2 exons. Gene Ontology annotation, molecular function: molybdopterin cofactor binding; sulfite oxidase activity; molybdenum ion binding. Lineage: Eukaryota; Fungi; Ascomycota; Sordariomycetes; Sordariales; Sordariaceae. Gene Ontology annotation, biological process: sulfur compound metabolic process.